AUAGUAAGCGAGUGUCAAACAAUCAGAGGUGAUUGUGAUCGUAACAUUGUAGCUGGCGGGUAAAACAAAAUGUCAAAAAUUAAUAUAACCUAAAUAUUUGUUUUGAUUACUAUAAUUUUUAUUUACUAAUUAAAUUUAAUACGGAUAAAUUAAAUUCAAGCGCUUAUAAUUAUAAGCUGUUGUCUGUUCAUUUCAAUUCGUAUUGAAAAGCGUAAAAUUUGAGUAAAAAAUGUUGAAAAUUUUACUAACUUCUACCAAAGCAACUCCUAGAAUAUUUCAGUCGCAAAUCAUUAAUUGUAAUAGUUUAUUAUGUAUUGCAAGCGUUCAUUCAAAUUCGCCAAAUUGUGCAGUGAAAAAAACCACCACUGCUGCUGGAGGUGUGUUGGGUCUGGGCAAGGGCAAGAAAAAGCUCGGCAAGCUGGGUUCAAUGGAAAAAAAGCAGUUGCCUGUGGAAACAGACCCUGAGAAGCUGGUGAACUAUGUUUGCGGCUCCAAUAUUUACAUUACUGGAGAAGAUGUUAAGAUUAAAGAUGACAGUGAAUACCCUGAUUGGUUGUGGACCCUGAAUACGGGAAAGCCACCGCGUAUUGAAGACCUGGACCCAAACACCAAGCAGUACUGGAUUAGGGUAAGGGCUGCUGGCAUGCGCCGGAACAAUAAGUUACGCUCCAUGCGCAAGUUCUAAAAUAUAGGCAUAGGAAUAUUAUAGACAAUCUAUGUAUGUAUUUAUGUAUGCACCUAAAACUAUUUUUAAGUUUAGAAUAUACCAGCUAUAUUCGCGUAUUUAGUAGAUGUAAGCUUGACUAGUUUCGAACCCAUCCAAGGUCCAUAGGUUUCAUAGGGACUCGAAACUAAUUGCAUUUGAUUAAAUACCGAGAACUAAGCGAAAAAUGUAUGUGAAAAAAAUAGAUUCAUUCUCUGUAGAGUAGGUACCAAGAUGAGAAAGAGAUGGCAGUAAAGCAAUGUUAGCCACCAUAAAAUGAAAAUAUCAUAAUUUUCAAAAAUGCACUGUUAGGAAAUAAAAAACAAUUUCAUAAUGUUUUUGGAAAUUGGCUACAUAAUAAAAUAAUUUAAAAAACCUACAAAAAAAUGAAUUGCUAUUUUUCCAACUAAAACUAAAUAAUAGUUAUUUGGAGCAAGUUUUGCACACAACAGGGUCAGAUUUGUCAUUGAGUUGAUUAAAUACCAAAUGAUUUGAAGUUGUGUAUAUUGCCACCUUUAGCAGACAAAAUAUUGUAAAAUAGCUGUAGGUACCAACUUUGCUGUAAGGAAACUAGCCUUAACUACUAUAAAACUGGAACUGAGUCUAUUUAGAUAGAUUUUAUAUUUCAACCAGAAAUUUUAAACGAAAAAUUAUGUUAAUGUAGGCUAAAAGUAAGUUAUUUAGUUUAUAGAAAUAAAGAUAUUGUUACAAGA
Messenger RNA from Maniola jurtina (meadow brown), 1416 nucleotides. RefSeq names its product 39S ribosomal protein L54, mitochondrial (gene mRpL54). The transcript is spliced from 3 exons. Gene Ontology annotation, molecular function: structural constituent of ribosome. Gene Ontology annotation, cellular component: mitochondrial large ribosomal subunit. The coding region runs from base 230 to 685 and encodes 151 amino acids. NCBI's taxonomy places the organism in Eukaryota, Metazoa, Arthropoda, Insecta, Lepidoptera, Nymphalidae. The record is from RefSeq and is a predicted model, not a curated record.